AUUAAACUAACCUGAGAACAGGAAAUCCAUGAAAAAUUCAUACAAACUAGCAAAAAAUAGAGUUUGUUACCAAGUUUUAGAUGUUGAUAUGGAUGCAAAAGAAAAAGGAACCAAAUCUGUUAUAUACAAUUGCCAUAGUAGUUAAUAGUAUAAUCUUAGACAAAAGGGAUAAAAAAGUCAACGUAAAUAUUUGCUCUUAACAGGUUUUUAGCAUGAUUAAAAAAGAGGUUUAAAAAU
Messenger RNA from Paramecium octaurelia, 237 nucleotides. Lineage: Eukaryota; Ciliophora; Oligohymenophorea; Peniculida; Parameciidae. The record is from the annotation of a GenBank genome assembly.